Cornus florida is the source of this 2084-nucleotide messenger RNA. RefSeq names its product laccase-14-like. The record is from RefSeq and is a predicted model, not a curated record. The transcript has 6 exons. Gene Ontology annotation, molecular function: copper ion binding; hydroquinone:oxygen oxidoreductase activity. Gene Ontology annotation, cellular component: apoplast. Bases 150 to 1859 code for a protein of 569 amino acids. Gene Ontology annotation, biological process: lignin catabolic process. Lineage: Eukaryota; Viridiplantae; Streptophyta; Magnoliopsida; Cornales; Cornaceae.
GGAAACGUGUAAAAAAUGGUAACAGUAGUAUUUAAUCAUUAAAUUGAAAAUCAGCACUCUUAUAAAAGGCCUAUUGAAGGAUGAACAUAUGAACCACACAGCCAUAACUUUCAUUAAUCCCCAUAGUUACUUACAAACUAAGAAGCUAGAUGGAGUUGAUGAAGAGAAGCUUCAAGUUGGAGCUUUUAGGGUUUUUGCUGUUCAAUGUGUUUCUCCUUUGCAUGGCAAAGAAGAACAUCACUACCAUCAACUGGGUUCUUCAAGAAGCGAAUUACACACGGUUGUGUAGCACCAAGUCGAUCUUGACUAUAAAUAGCCAAUUUCCAGGACCGCCCCUGCAUGUCCAGAAAGGUCAGAGGUUGAUAGUCAAUGUUCAAAAUCAAGGGACCUACAAUGUCACCCUGCACUGGCAUGGAGUGAAGCAACCGAGGAAUCCAUGGUCAGAUGGUCCGAAUUUUGUGACCCAGUGCCCCAUCAGACCAGGAGCAAAUUUCAGUUAUGAGCUUAUUUUCUCAACAGAGGAAGGAACCCUGUGGUGGCAUGCCCAUAGUGACUGGACACGAGCCACCGUCCAUGGUCCCAUCAUUGUUCACCCUAAAAAUGGAACCACUUACCCAUUUCCCAACCCUCAUGCAGAAAUUCCCAUUGUUCUAUCAUCUUGGUACAAGGGAGAUGUGAUGGAGGUAAUUGAAUCAGCACUUGCAUCUGGAGGCGAUCCCAAUAAGUCUGAUGCUUUUACCAUCAAUGGCUUACCUGGAGAUCUAUACAAAGAUCUAUUCAAUUGUUCAACAGAUGGGAUAUUCAAAAUAAUAGUGGAGUACGGCAAGACCUAUCUUCUUCGCAUGGUGAAUUCAAUAUUGAAUGAGGAAAUGUUCUUGAUGCUUGCGAAUCACACCCUCACUGUUGUUGGGAUUGAUGGAGCUUAUGUCAAACCCAUAGUUACAGACUAUAUCAUGAUAACUCCGGGACAGACCAUGGACAUUCUGAUCAAAGCAAAUAAGACCCCAAACCAAUAUUACAUGGCAUCGAGAGCCUACGGAGAAACAGCUUAUGACAACACCACCACCACUGCCAUACUCCAAUACAAAGGCAACUAUACAGUUCCAUCAACGCUUCCAUUCCCGGACCUUCCGGAAUUCGAAGACAUUGAUGCUGUAACUAAUUUUACGAAUCAAAUCAAGGCUCUGGCCAGCAAUGCCCACCCAGUAGACGUCCCACAAUCAAUCGACAAACGUCUCAUUAUAACUAUUUCUAUGAACACACUGCCAUGUAACGAGAGUACAUGUACCGGUGCUAACAGGUUCGCGUCGAGUUUGAACAAUGUUAGUUUUCAGGAACCGGCCAUGGAUAUAUUGCAAGCUUACUACCGACAGAUAGGAGGGGUGUUUACCACGGAUUUUCCGAGUGAGCCGCCUUAUGUUUUCAAUUAUACGGCAGAUUCUGUGCCGGAUAAUUACACGACGCCGGACACAGGCACGAAGGUGAAAGUUUUGGAAUAUAACACGAGUGUGGAGAUAGUGUUCCAGGGGACUAAUGUGAUGGGGGUAGGUGAGAAUCAUCCAAUGCAUCUGCAUGGGUAUAGCUUUUAUGUAGUGGGAAUGGGGUUUGGAAAUUUCGACAAUGAGACUGACCCCGCAGGAUAUAAUUUGGUUGAUCCACCUGAAAUGAAUACCGUUGGUGUCCCUAGAAAUGGAUGGACCGCCAUCAGAUUCAUAGCUGAUAAUCCAGGGGUGUGGUUCAUGCACUGCCACUUGGAAAGACAUGCUAGCUGGGGUAUGGAUGCAGUGCUAAUUGUGAAGAAUGGGACCACCACAAAAACGAGUAUGAGACGGCCCCCACGUCACUUGAAUCCUUGUUGAGUUUCUCACAAGUGACUCAUUGAUCUUAUAUUUCAUUGUGGUAGAAAAAGAAGGAAAAUAAGGAUAACAUGCAUAUAUAUAUAUAUAUAUAUAUGUCCAAAUUUGUUGCAAGGCUUUCUUUCAAAUGUUGUUGAUUUUGUUAUGGAUGUUGUUAGUACGUAUUUCUUUGUAUCAAAUUUCUACAAAGGGUAUCAAUAAUUAAUUAAUGUGUUCAAGAUUAUUGUA